AUGCAUUUACAAAAUAGAGAAAAAACGACGUUUCCCGAAAAAGUUAAACUUAUAAAUAAUUCCUCCGUAUCGAAUACAGACCUAAACGAACCUCAAACAAUAGCAAACCGCGUUAAAGAGGCAAUAAGGGUAGAGUUAAUAGGGAAAGAAAACUUAAAACAUGACUAUAAAUUAGAGGCACGCGAUCCUGUCGAAAUUCUCGAAAAAGUAAAAGAAAUAAAGCGCUGUGAAGUCAAUGUGACUAGUGUCAGCGUUCGCAAACAAUUGUAUGCAAUGCAAUAUAACGCGAGUCAGGAAACAGCAAAUGCCUUUUUAGAUAGAUUUGAGGAAUUAGUUCAUAAUUAUGAAACAAUUCCUGAUUCAACUCCACUUUCCGAUGAUGAAAAGCGCGAUGCCCUAUAUAACUCAAUAAAGAGUCAAGUUCCGGAAAUUCAAUCAAUAGAAUUUAUCACGAAAAGCCAAACAGGAAAAAGUUUAACAUACGACCUUUUAAAAUCUUUUAUAAUGCAAGCCGAAGCAAAUAAAUUGCAAUCCAAUACUACCACUCAUCCAAAUUCGAAAGCAAUUACAGUGGCAUCCGCGUCUUUUAUAAAUUCGAAUCGGUCAAACGAGAGAUGUUUCGAAUGUGGCGAUAGUGGCCACAUGAGAAACGAGUGUCCAAUAAAAGGACAAGGCUUAAAGAAAUGCUACGAAUGUGGGCAGUUCACUACCCACAUUGCUGCUGAAUGUCCCCAGAGACUAGCCAAAAAUGGAAAAAGCUUUAAUAAAACAAAUAAAGCGAAUAAUAAGCGCUCUUUUAAGGCAAAAGACCUUCGAAGUAAAAACAGCUCAAACUCAAAACCAACUCGCGACGGGGCCAAUAGACAGUUUAAACAAAAAGGAAAUAAAACUAGCCAACACCAAUCUCGAACAUGGACGAACGAAAAGCUAAAGGUGCAACAAAACAAUAAAUGUACGUAUGAAAACUCUCUUAUAUUAGAAACGAAAUUAAAACCUCAAUUUGAUAAAAGAAAACAGUCGUUAUUAUCAACACAUUACUUACAAAAAUCAAAUAACAAAGGUUCUUUAAAUAAUACUCAGAGCAAUAAAAACUAUGUCUCUUUCAUUGUCGAUACCGGAGCAACUGAACAUUUAACGAACUCUUCAGAAAUUUUCAGUGACCUUCAAAAGUCGAAAUCUAGCGUAAUUAAGUGUGCUAAUAAAAACAGUGAAGCUGACUUAGUUGCUGAGGGUCAAGGCACAGUGAACAUUAUUUCAAACUCAGAUAACAAAAAGUCGCUCGUCUUGGACAACACUAUAUACACAAACUCAUUAUCCGAAAAUUUGCUUUCUUUAAGAAAAUUUGCGGAAGCUGGAUUAUCAACCUAUUUCGAUAAAGAGCGAGUUAAAAUUUACGAUCCAAAAACGACCGAAGUAUACGCUACAGGAAUAUACGAUAAACCCUACUGGGUUAUGAAAUUUAAGAUUGACAAUGAAAAGGUCCAACAAAAACGAUUGAACUCUUCUGAUGUAUAUGUUUUUGAAACUACUGUAGAACCGAACGAAGAAAAAGAAAAUGUUGAUGCUACGACAGAAACAAACGAAACGAAACGAAAGUUAAUGAUGAUAACGAAAACGAGCAGCCCCCAAACUGUUGAUUUAAAAAUAGAUCAAAUUAAUGAUAACGAGUGUAAAACGAUUACAAAAGGAGAUAAUACGUGUGACCUCUGUGCUUUUACAGAUUUUGAUACUCAAAUCACAAAUAGAAAAAUAACGAACUUGGAUGAUCUACCAUCAGUAGAUCUAUUAGAGGAUGACUUUGUUUUAAAUAAGUCAUUUACCGAAUCUAUAAAGGAAAGUAAAGCUAUGUUGUGGCAUGUAAGAAUGGGCCAUGCCUCGGUUGACUAUCUCCGUAAACUUCAGGGUUUAUGGAAAGAUAACAAAGAAUUACAAGGCGUAGUUUUUGACGAAAGCAGACGAGAGUGUGAAAUUUGUGCUCUCACAAAAUUAUCGAAAUUACCGUUUCGAAAUCAAAGGAGUAGAGCAACUAGACCUCUACAAAUUAUACAUUCAGAUGUAAUGGGAAAAAUUGCACCUCUUACCCAUCCAUUUGGUUACCAAUACAUCUCAGUAUUCAUAGACGAUUUUUCACGAAUGGCCUUAGCGUACCCCAUGAAGACGAAGGAUGCUACAGGUCAUUGUUUGGAACGAUUCAUCAAAUCCGCACGAAACCUACUAGACUCAAAUGAGAAGUUUUGUUAUCUUAGAACAGACCAAGGUACGGAGUACAUGGGAGGUUAUACUCAAGAAGUUUUAAUUCGUGAAGGAAUCGAAAUUCAACCAGCUUGCCCAGAUACUCCUCAGCAUAAUGGAACCUCCGAACGAUUUAAUCAAACAUUGCAAAAGAAGAUCAGGUCCAUAAUGUUUGAUUCAAAGCUUCCUCAAACCAUGCGGGACCUUGCUUUAGGUGCAGCCGUUUAUGUUUACAACCGAACUCCCCAUCGCACAAAUGACUUUAAAGCACCACUCGAGAUAUUUGCACCAAACUUGCACUACGACGUGAACCAAAUUAAACGUUUUGGAUGUCUGGCCUAUUGGUCUAUCCAAAGAAAACCGGAUACGAAAUUCUCUGCAAGAGCUGUAAGAGGAGUUUUGGUGGGAUAUACGCCUUCCGGAUAUAUUUUCUUAAAUCCUGAGUCGGGUAAGUUCUUCAAAUCUAGAAAUGUUAGAUUUAAUGAGAAAAUGGUUUACGGUGACAAGUACGGAAGUGAGUCAAUUCGAAACUGGCCUGAUAAAGAAAUCGAACGCUCAAAAAACGAGUGGUUUCUGAAAUUUGAAAAUGACGAUGUGACUAAAGUAACAAACGAGUAUGUCCAAUCUAGAUCAGAAAAAUUCGAAUUUCCUUCCAUAGAAGAAGAGUUUCAGAAUACGAGAGAUAAAGCAAGUGACCAAAUCUUGCAUUGCUUACAUGCAAGCAUAAACAACGAUCCUCAAACAUUCAAACAAGCUUCAGAGUCGAAGCAUAAAAACGAGUGGACUCAUGCGAUAAAUGACGAGCUAGAUUCCUUAAAGAGAAAUAAAGUAUGGUCUCUAGUAGAUCGCCCCAAAUUCAGCAAAUAUGGUAAGAAACCUAAUAUCAUCGACUCAAAAUGUGUUUUUAAACAAAAGGAGGACGGUAGCGGUGUUACAAGGUUCAAAGCGAGAUUAGUCAUACGAGGGUUCAAAGAUUCGAAUUUAUACGACUUAAAGGAAACGUAUGCGCCGGUUUCCAGACUAACUCUUGUUCGGUCUGUUUUGGCUAUGAUAAACUUCUAUGACUUAGAAGUCUGUCAACUAGACGUCAAAACAGCCUUCCUCAAUGGAAUAAUCAAAGACGAAGUCUACAUGGAAAUUCCCGAGGGAAUGGAAGUGACCAAAGAAGAUAGACAAACAAAAGUGUGUAAGAUUCUAAAAGCUCUUUAUGGAUUAAGAAUUAGUCCUAAACGAUGGAACGAGAGAUUCACUGAGGUUGUAAAUUCUUUGGGACUGACGAGUGAUCAAUACGAUCCAUGUCUUUUCACAUGA
Molecule: messenger RNA, 3543 nt
Organism: Leptopilina heterotoma
Lineage: Eukaryota; Metazoa; Arthropoda; Insecta; Hymenoptera; Figitidae
Exons: 5
Coding region: 1-3543 (1180 amino acids)
Biological process (GO): DNA integration
Molecular function (GO): nucleic acid binding; zinc ion binding
Source: RefSeq, a predicted model, not a curated record